Molecule: messenger RNA, 1081 nt
Organism: Thermothelomyces thermophilus ATCC 42464
Lineage: Eukaryota; Fungi; Ascomycota; Sordariomycetes; Sordariales; Chaetomiaceae
Exons: 4
Coding region: 50-700 (216 amino acids)
Biological process (GO): phosphatidylcholine biosynthetic process
Molecular function (GO): S-adenosylmethionine-dependent methyltransferase activity
Source: RefSeq, a predicted model, not a curated record
ACCACGCUCUCACGCUCUGCACGAAAUACAUAUUCUGCAUCUGGGCCAAAUGUCUCUCCCCGCCUCUCUCUCUGAGCUGUUGGAGUUCGUCGACUUCAAUCAGCGGAGCUUCUAUGUCUCGGCCGCUUCCAUCGCCUUUAACCCGACCUUUUGGAACAUUGUCGCCCGCAGAGAGUACCGCACCAGGUUCCUGACUCGUGCCUUCGGUGGCAACAGCCAAAGAGCAUGCUACGCCCUCGCCAUAACCAUCUUCUCGCUCGGCCUCCUCCGUGACUUCCUCUACGAGCGCGCCCUGCGUGACCAGCCGUCGCACCCCGCCCUCGAGGGCCCGCUCGCCCAGUACGCCGCGUACGCGCUGUUGGGCGUGGGCAACCUCUUUGUCAUUUCCUCGACCUGGCGGCUGGGCAUCACGGGAACUUUCCUGGGCGACUAUUUCGGGAUCCUGAUGGAUGACAUUGUGACGGGUUUCCCGUUCAACAUCACCAACGCCCCGAUGUACUAUGGCUCGACCAUGAGCUUCCUGGGCAGCGCCAUUCUGUACGGAAAGCCGGCGGGCAUCCUCCUUACCCUGCACGUCCUGAUCGUCUACCUGGUGGCCAUUCAGUUCGAGAAUCCCUUCACCGCUAGCAUCUACGCUAAGCGGGACAAGGAGAGGGCCAAGGCCGACGGGAAGCCGUACGAGAGCAAGAAGGAGCUCUGAGCAAGCCACGCAUCUUAGCCGGUUCCGGCGCGACGAAUGGGAGAAGUGCAAGGGCCAUGGCGCGAUCCGGCCACAUGUCAGCUAAACGGGUGCACGCCGCGUGCUCGCGAUCUGGUCCACGCCAUGGCCAGCAUUGGGCAGGCCCGAGACCUGGCCCAGCGAAGCGAGACCCAACCCGACAACUCGAAUCUUGCCGACGGUAUCCAACGAGGCUCUCCCCUCAACGACGGUGGUUGUGGUGCACGAGGCACCCGGCAGAGGAUCGGCCACACCGAGGGUUCGAGGUAGCUCCGUCCGAUGUCGUUGGUCAUCAACUGGCCCAACAAGCCAAAACCAGGUAGACGCAGACAGGUAUAUGGAAUAUAUAAUACACUCUACUCG